Molecule: messenger RNA, 4245 nt
Organism: Gadus chalcogrammus (walleye pollock)
Lineage: Eukaryota; Metazoa; Chordata; Actinopteri; Gadiformes; Gadidae
Gene: cdkl5
Product: cyclin dependent kinase like 5
Exons: 22
Coding region: 1-3711 (1236 amino acids)
Biological process (GO): protein phosphorylation; positive regulation of axon extension; regulation of dendrite development
Cellular component (GO): nucleus; dendrite cytoplasm
Molecular function (GO): protein kinase activity; ATP binding
Source: RefSeq, a predicted model, not a curated record
AUGAGUGUAGAGAUCGGUUGGAAGUGGCAGCAGCGGCAGCAGCAGCAGGCUCCGUUGGACCCCGGCGAGAGCGGCGAAGGGACGUCGUCGUGUGCGCUGCCCAGACGGAGCCGCUCAUUACCCCUGCUGGACGAGACACCCCCCCCCCCCUGUGAUGUGAUGAAUAAGUUUGAGGUCCUUGGCAUCGUCGGGGAAGGGGCGUAUGGAGUGGUGCUUAAGUGCCGGCAUAAGGAAACCAAUGAACUGGUGGCCAUCAAGAAGUUCAAGGACAGCGAAGAGAAUGAGGAGGUCAAGGAGACCACGCUCCGGGAGCUCAAGAUGCUGCGCACCCUGAAGCAGGACAACAUCGUGGAGCUGAAGGAGGCCUUCCGCCGUCGCGGGAAACUCUACCUCGUCUUCGAAUAUGUGGAGAGGAACAUGCUAGAACUCCUAGAGGAGCUACCCAAUGGGGCGCCCCCUGAUAAGGUCCGCAGCUAUAUCUACCAGCUCAUCAAGGCCAUCCACUGGUGUCACAAGAACGAGAUCGUCCACAGAGAUAUCAAGCCUGAAAACCUGCUCAUCAGCUCUGAGGAUGUCCUCAAACUCUGUGAUUUCGGCUUUGCUCGUAACCUGUCAGAAGGGACAGACGCCAACUACACUGAGUAUGUUGCAACAAGAUGGUACCGUUCUCCUGAACUGCUGCUCGGCGCCCCAUAUGGGAAGGCGGUGGACAUGUGGUCGGUGGGGUGCAUUCUGGGGGAGCUGAGCGACGGCCAGCCCCUGUUCCCUGGGGAGAGUGAGAUAGACCAGCUCUUCACCAUCCAGAAGGUUCUUGGGCCACUCCCCGCUGAGCAGAUGAAACUCUUCUACAACAACCCACGCUUCCAUGGAAUCAGGUUCCCCUCGGUGUCUCACCCCCAGACGUUGGAGAGAAGGUACCUGGCCAUCCUGAGUGGCCUCAUGUUGGACCUGAUGAAGAACUUGUUGCUGCUGACUCCGCCUGAGCGCUACCUGACGGAGCAGAGUCUGAACCACCCGGCCUUCCAGCCCCUCAGGCCGACGGAGAGACCUCCGCCCACCUCCCCGGUCCCGCCUCGCUCCUCAAAGAGGAAGACGCACCACCACGGGGAGAACACUGUCCCCACCAGGAAUCACGCUAAGAGCACCAGCCACCGGCACUCCAACAGUAAAGAAUGUUCCAGCCUCCCGCGCCACGGUGACCUGCACCACCUCAGCAACAGCAGCUUCCUGAACGGCAACAAGCCCCCCCCCACCAGCCUCAGCCCCACCCUCCACCCCAAGAGCCAGUACAUGUCCCAGACGCUGAACCGCUCGCCGGCCAGGAGCAAAGACCUGGCCAACAACAACCUGCCCCACCUCCUCAGCCCCAAGGAGCUCAAGGGGAAGAUCGAGUUCGACUUCAACCUGGGCCCCUCUUCCAAGCUGCCCGAGCAGGGGCCCCCUCCCGGGGCCAAGUACGGCCACGGGAAGUCCAGCUCCUCCCGGACCCAGCAGCAGCCGCCGCCGCAGCCACAACAGCCCCCGCCGCAGCUUCCCCAGCAGCCCCCCAACCGCAACCCCUUCCUGGAGGGCAAGACCAACACGCUGCAGAGCUCCGGAGCCGACAAGCAGCACGGCCGCGUCCCCCACAACAUGGCCGACUCGGCCCACGGAUCCAUGUCUUCCUCGUCCAAGAGCUCCGCGUCCUAUCUCAGCCUGUCCAAGAGCCACAGCGCCCUGAGCGACGCCAAGUCGGUGGGGAACCUCAGCGAGGGCCGGCUCCACCCGGACGACACGGGCUCCAACGCCGCCGCCGCCGCCGCCGCCGCCGUCGGGGUGGGCGUGGCCGUGCCGGGCGCCCGCUACUUCCCCUCCAGCUGCCUGGACCUGAACGCCCCCGCCGUGGGACCCCCGGCCCAGGGAACCCUGCCGGGGAGCCCCUCGGCACGGCACAGCGACCGGUCGGGACACAGCCCCGCGUCGCGCAGCGGGGGCAACGGGCGCAUGGAGAGCAGCACGCUGGACUCCUCGUCCAGACACAAGUCCAGACACAAAGCCAUGGCUCCAGAGGAGGCCAUAACCCCGGAGCUGCUGGACCCAGGAGGAGGAGGAGGAGGAGGAGGAGGAGGAGGAGGAGGAGGAGGAGGAGGAGGCGUGGCGGGGAUGCCCCCCAACCACACCCUGCCGUCCCCCCACGAGUCCUACCACUACGGGCUGGGCUACACCUCGCCCUUCUCCUCCCAGCAGCGCCCCCACCGCCACUCCAUGUACGUGCGGCGGGAACGCCAGCGGCCCCACGCCGCCGAGCCCACCAUGGGCACGCUGCCCCCCCCGGGCCAGGGCCUGGCCACCCGGGCCAGCAGCCUGCAGCUGCUGUCCCCCCAGCUGCACCACCGCACCGCGCUGGCCGGGCACUCCGUCAGCUCCUCCCGGGAGGACUGCAACGAUGACACCAUGACCCGGACUCAGCAGUCCCCUAAAGACAUGAGCCGCACUUGUGCGCCUCUCAAAGAUUCGGCGAGGGACAACGCAGUCACUGCUUUUCAUGUUCAGCGACCAAUAAACGAGGGGGGGAUGUAUCAUGACUACCACGGAGAUGACGGGGGUUCCUCCAAGGAGAACCGUAUGAUCUUCAGUGAGUCCAUGCCGCGCAGAGUCGGCAGCUUCUACAGAGUGCCCUCCCCCAGACCGGAUAACUCCUCCUCCUUCCACGAUGCCGUUGCCCAGGGCCGGGGUCCGGUCGUACCAGUUGUACCUGGGGACCCGGUUGCCAUGGUGAACCACUCUAAACGCCAGACUGCUUUUGACUGGUCUACGGCUGAAGCCAUGGUCAUGAAUCCUCCAGAGCCCGUCAAGGAGAAGGAGAAACAGGGCUUCUUCAGGGCCAUGAAGAAGAAAAAGAAGAAGACACAAAUGACGGACAUGGAAGAAGGGAGGAACCCCAGCAUCAGGAAGAGCCUGUUCCCCCUCUUUAGCUCUAAGAAUAGCCUAAAGCACAGCGCGGCGGCCAAAGCGCUGCCCGUAGUGGCGUCGCCCAUGGUACAACACCAGCCCAACGCAGCCUACCCCGCCUCUCCAGUCAGCGGUAACGGCCAGGAACACCUCUCCCUCCAGAGGGGCAGCAAGUCCUCGUCCCACCACAGCGGCCGCAGGAAAACCCGCGAGCGAUCCAGAGACCGCGACCGUGAACAGAGUCGAGACCGCGACCGGGAGAGGGAGAGGGAGCGGGAGAGAGAGAGGGACAGCAGGGGGAGAGAGAGGGAGAGGGUCGGGGAGUGGCCAACAGAGAAGCCCGUGGACUCCCACUCCCAGAGCCAACCGCUGAGGUCCCUCCGCCGGCUGCUCCACCUCUCCCCCUCCUCCACCCAGCCCCAGGUGCCUCCACCGCCUCCCCCAGACCUGCGUUUCCAGCAGACCCUCCCCAACCUCCCUGCCUCCUCCAAAGGGGGGUACCCCUCCGACGGCAGGGGCCACACAGACGGCAGGGGCCACCAGGACAGCAGGGGCUCUGGAGUCAGUAACUCUUCCCAGGCCAAGAGCCGCAAGCCCAGCUACCCCAUGCCGGGGCAGAUCGAGUCCAGCUGGCACGCGUCGGCCCUGCAACGGGCCGAGGGGGCGCAGUACACGCCGGAGCAGCUGGGCAUCAAACCCGGACAGAACGGACCCACGUUUACGCGCGCCUCCCGUCCCAGGAUGCCAAACCUCAACGACCUGAAAGAGACGGCACUGUGAAACGGCCGGACAUCCGCACACUUCGCUCCCUCUCUCCCGAUAUUUGAGUGUCUGUAGACGGCAGAGGCCUAGCUCGCUACGGCUAGCGUUUACAUCGCAGUGAACCUUGAGAUCCCUCAAGUCAACCGCUCAGAGAAGACAAAUAUCUCCAAAUAUUGUAUCUCCACACUUCAUUGUUUGAUGAGGGAGUAGUCCAGCGGGACUCUUAAGGUAAGGUAUGAAUGACAGUACAGUUUAUUCACCUCAGUGUUGCAGCAGUUUGUAUGUACUUAACUCUCUACAGAUAUUUAAUGGUGUUACAUCAGAGGACAAGGACAAGAUGGCGUGGAAUCUGCCCGUCUUCAGUCGGAGAGACACUGCCCAUUCUGGACUCUAUGCUGCCGUCUGCUGGUUCAUAACAGCUACUGCAGCGCAUCAGAGCUAAUGGUCUGAAGUGACCCAGAAAGUUGUGUGCGUGUGUGCGUGUGACUGUGUGCGAGCGUGCGUGUGUAUAUGUUUUUCAAAGUCAAAUAUUUGCUAAUAAGAAAGAAAAAU